GUAUGUAGGUGGUGCAUGUUGCUGGUAUACGAUGCGCAUGCGCCGGCUGAACCACUAUGCCCAUGGGUCAUCAGCACGACGCAGAGGGCCACAUUUGCGUUCGACAUGUUGUCUGCGGUGGAGGCAACGGUGGUCUAUCCUCUGCUACUCUUUUCAACAUGGCUGACGACCGUCCAAGGUACACCCCAAGGCAUAAAUGCAGUCCGACUUGACCACAUACACCUCGACUCCGUGACCCUGGACAACACAGCGCGGAGGGUCCUCAGGGAGGAAAACAACCUCCUGACGGAAGCCUGCACCAAGGCAGUCUACGCCGCCUGGAACUACCAGACGAACAUCACAGAUGACACCAGAGAACAGGCGAUUUCUGCUCAGAUGGAUUACAUAACUACGAAGCAACGCUCGUGGGAAACGGUGCGAAGAUGGAUAGGCGUGAAGAAAUAUCUCCUGUCGUCUGACCUCAACAGACAAUUGGAUGUGAUGUCAAUUUUGGGCACCACCGCCCUUCCUGCCAACGACCUGGUCGAGUACAGAGAGGUGAUCUCGACGAUGUCAUCCAUACACAAAAGAGCGACCGUCUGCAACUACAGAAACGCAAGGAAAUGCGAUCUUUCCAUGGAUAACAACGCUCUGAAGGAAGUCAUGAAGAAGAGCAGAGAUCCUGAAGAACUCUCCUUCACUUGGAAGUCGUGGAGGAACAACACCGGUAAGGACAUCAGAAGCCAUUUCAAGAGAUUCGUCAACCUCUCAAACAAGGCAGCUCGGUACAACGGGUUCCUGAACAUGGCGGACAUGAACAUCAUGCCAUACGAGGACAUAACUUUCAGGGACGAUCUGACCAAAGUCUGGAAGCAGAUCAAGCCUUUGUACGAACAGCUGCACGCCUACACCAGGAGGAAAUUGAGACAGAUCUACGGACCAGAAAUGCUCAGGGAGAGAGGGCCAAUCCCAGCCCAUCUGCUGGGGAACAUGUGGGCGAAGAAGUGGGAGAUUCCAGAGCUCCUGAUGCCUUAUCCAUGGAAGUCCCCUGUUGACGUCACUGCAGAGAUGGAAAAGCAGGGUUACACACCAAGAAGGAUGUUCUUCACCUCCAUGAACUUAUCCGCAAUGCCCCACUCCUUCUGGAGGAGCUCUGUCUUCGAGAAGCCCAAAGACCGAAAGGUUGUCUGCCAAGCUUCCUCCUGGGACUUCUGCAACGGCUACGAUUUCCGGAUCAAGCAGUGCUCCAAGGUAUCAAUGGAGGGCCUGAUCGACGCCCACCACGAAAUGAGUCAUAUUCAGUAUUUCUGGCACUACAAAGGUCAAUCUUACGUCUUUCGAGGAGGAGCCAAUCCAGGAUUCCACGAAGCCCUUGGAGGGGCAAUCGCUCUGAGUGUCUCCACGUCGAAGCACCUGAACAGAAUUGGACUCCUGAAAUAUAAUUUCAACAAUCACCCCGUCGACAUAAACAGCCAGAUGGAAAGGGCGUUGGAUGAACUCGCUUUCUUGCCCUUUGCCUACGCGGUGGAUACGUGGCGCUGGAAGGUCCUGGACGGUACCCUUUCGGAGAAAGACUGGAACUGCGGUUGGUGGGAUCUCAGGUACGAGUUACAAGGUUUGAAGCCUCCUGCGGUACGUACCGAGGACGACUUUGAUCCAGGAGCCAAGUUCAACAUUGCAAUUAAUACACCCUAUUUUAAGCAGUUUGUUGGCACCGUCAUGCAGUACCAGAUGCACAGAAAGUUGUGUCAGUUGGCAGGGGAGUACGACCCUCUGGUCCCGUCCAAACCUCUCCACAAGUGCGACAUUUACCAGUCCUCAGAGGCUGGUGGUCUUUUGUGGAGGAUGAUGGUACAGGGCUCCUCCAGACCCUGGAAAGACAUCCUUUAUGAAAUGACUGGAGAGCGGGGACUGGAUGCCAGCGCCCUGAGGGAUUACUACCGACCGCUGGAAGAAUGGCUGAUCGCUAACAACGAGAAGCAUGGCGAGUACAUUGGAUGGAAACCAGACGGAGAGUAUUGCCUGUACCAGGAGCCUCCACCGACGCGCAAUUCGUGCAGAAAAUAAAAUGUUCUACCAAUGAAUAAAGAGAAACAGUUCUGAAUGGAAGAUAGAAAACUAUGUCGCUUUAAUUUGGGUGCAUGUAUAUUCUAUGACCUAGAUGUAAGCACUUUAUUGCUUGGAUAUAAGUGAGCUGUUCAUUGGGUUCAAGUGUUCAGUCACUUGACUGAGAAAUUUACAACCUAAGAAGGUGCUCUAAUACUUGGCUCUUAAGUAUUCUAUAACUUAGGUUUAUGUAUUGUAAUAUUCAAACUCAAGUACUCUACACCACGUCUCUUCCAUGUACGAUCAGAAUAAGAAAUGGCAAGUUGGUCGUCUCUCUUCAAGUGACAGUUUUAAGGGAGGAAAGGAUUGUGGAAUACGUUACCAAUUGAUAUUUGUUAACAAUUUGUACGAAAGCAUAUAUUUACCCAGCAUGCGUAUAUGUCAAUGUGCGGGUGUACUCUUAUAUCACACGCACACACACACACACAUAUAUAUAUA
Molecule: messenger RNA, 2523 nt
Organism: Macrobrachium nipponense
Lineage: Eukaryota; Metazoa; Arthropoda; Malacostraca; Decapoda; Palaemonidae
Product: angiotensin-converting enzyme-like
Exons: 14
Coding region: 16-2046 (676 amino acids)
Biological process (GO): proteolysis
Cellular component (GO): plasma membrane
Molecular function (GO): metallopeptidase activity; peptidyl-dipeptidase activity
Source: RefSeq, a predicted model, not a curated record